Messenger RNA from Arachis duranensis, 2607 nucleotides. RefSeq names its product FHA domain-containing protein PS1-like. Gene Ontology annotation, cellular component: nuclear membrane. The transcript has 5 exons. The coding region runs from base 124 to 2607 and encodes 827 amino acids. NCBI's taxonomy places the organism in Eukaryota, Viridiplantae, Streptophyta, Magnoliopsida, Fabales, Fabaceae. The record is from RefSeq and is a predicted model, not a curated record.
CUUUUUGUUUUUCUUUUUAUCCGUUGGAAGAAGCUUGAUGGCAGGUCUCUCUUUUCCGUUUUAUUUGCAGUUCACGGGACAUGGAUUUCUGGGAAGAAGGUGGAAGCUGGAGCUAGCGUCGAGAUGAAGGCAGGUGACACGCUCAAGAUCGGGGUUUCCAGCAGGGUUUAUCGUCUACAUUGGAUUCCCAUUAACCGUGCCUAUGAUAUGGAAAACCUAUUUCUGUCCCAGCUUGAGGCGGUUCCAGAGGAAGAACAACAAGAGGAAGAGGAGAGAAAACAGAUGUUGAAGAAUUGUAUUCCUGUUGAAGAGGAAGAAAUUCAGUCAGUGGAUUCAAUUCUCAAGUGUAUCUCCUCUUUAUUCCUUGAUGAGAAUUUCGGAGUUACCAAAGAAAAUGAGAUUCUAGCCGCAUCCCCCGUGUUGGAAGAAAUGGAGAGUCAAUGCAGAGAUGAAAUGAUUGGACUUCCAAGCUCUGCUGUUGAAAAUAAACUCUCUGACUCUAUAAUCGAGGUUCAUUCACCACCUGAUUUGGAAUCAGCUGCCAAAUGUGAUGAGACGUGGACAGAUUAUUGGUCAGAGAGUACAUGUAUCAAAGCUGUGAAAGUUGUUGGCCAGGGAACUGAGAUGCAGGGAUUCUACACUCCACCUGGCAAAAUUCCUUCUCAAUUGUCGUCCUGUGAAAAUCAGUGGUCCUGCUUGCUUUUUAAUACUGAUCCUGCAUCUUUUGAGGAAGAAUAUGUAGCCGAGGCUAUAGUACAUACAGAAUCUGAGUAUGAGUGUACAGCCAAAGAUACUGGAAAGGUUACUGACAUUUUAUCUGCUGGAGGAGGAGUGUGCAGUUACGAUGACACAUGCAGGUCAGUUGAGGAAGUAAUUCCUUAUAAGAAUUGUAAACACAUCGAAGUUGAACAAGUUGGUGUGGAUUCACUACCUGAUGGAGAGAAACAAGAUCCAUGUGGUGAAGAUAUUGGAAACAAAUACACUGCUGGUAUCUGCUCCUCAUCAAUGGCUUCAGAAACUGUUCUGAGUAUUAGGAAUAACAAGACCCUCCAAUAUAAUAUGGAAACCUUUGGAAGUUGCAAAGAAGCAAUGGCUAAAAAAUCAACAAAUAGUAAUAUUUGGUCAAGAAGGGGUAAAGCUGCCAAUGCUCCCCAAAUUCAAACCAGCAAGAGUGCAUCUAGGAGCAAGGCUAGUGCUGAUGAGGAAGAAGACGAUGAUGAGGAAGUCUUCACUCCAGAUAAGGAAAAUUUCAGUCCAAAUACCCUUCAAUUGCUCUGCUCCAAAAAGAUGGGCAUGCUUGAAGAAGUUAAGCCUUCCAAGUCUCAAAGGUCGCAGAAGGAUCUUUUCUCUGUUUUGGAUGGGGUGAAAGAAGAAUUAUUUGCUCCAGAUCAGGAAAAUCUCAGCCCAAAUACUCUUAGACUGCAUCAUCUGGCAAAGAAGAGUAUUCUCGAAGAAACUAAAUGUUUCAAAGCUCAAUGUUCACAAAAUUCAGAGAGCCUAUUUAGUGCCAACAUCUAUCCAGAUGAAAAUAUAAUUCCCUCUUCACACAAAGAGAAUGAAGCUCCAAAAGUAGUCCCAGAGCACAAAUCACGAAGAAGGCCUUUUGGCAGUCUUGAGAUGGCACAGUGCUCAAAAAGUUCAAAUAGAAAGAUAAUGGCUGCUUCAAAGAAAGAGAACGCAACUCCAAAACUAGCCCAAGAACCGAAGUCACGAAGAAAACCUUUUGGCAAUCAUAUUGAGCUGGCAACAGAUACUAUGACACUGGAUAACAGAGUGGCAAGGGUGCCCUUCCAACUUCUAAUAGAUGCAGGAGGGACCACCCGUCCUGUUUCUGCUGCAAAAGGCAUUGAUGUUAGUAAGGAUGGACGAAUGUUUGACAUGCACAUCAACCAUUCGGAUAUUUGCUGGGACCAAAAGAGGAGCUGGGAUAUGGUUGUGGACACUGCAACUCUUAUGAACAAGGAAUCAAGGAAUACUCUACAGCUUUUACAAGGUCUCAAGGGAACUCAAUUAAUCGUCCCAAGAUCAGUCAUAAGGGAGCUGGACAGUAAGAAGAGACAGUACUCGAUUUUUAAAAGAAACUCAGAGGCUUCCUUGGCACUAGAAUGGAUUGAGGACUGUAUGGUGAAGACAAGAUGGUGGAUUCAUGUCCAAAGCUCAAUGGAAGAAGAAAGGUUGAUUGCUCCUACCCCACCUGCUUCUCCUCGAACUCAGUUUAAUGAAGAGAGUUGGACUUUUCCUGCUGCGAUUUUGGAAAUAGCUUCACCGACAGCGGAAGAUCAAAUCCUUGACUUUGCUCUUGCAUAUAAAAGAAGGAAAAAUGAUGGACAACUUGUCCUGCUUAGUGAGGAUGUCACUUUGAAGAUCAAAAGCAUGGCAGAGGGGUUGCUCUGUGAACCAGCGCAGGAAUUUCGCGCAAGCCUGGUGAAUCCAUUCUCAGAGAGGUUCCUAUGGACCAACAGCUCUCCUCGAGGGCAGACUUGGUCUUGUCAGGAUGAUCAUGUUUUGAGGGAGAAGUACUGUCGUCUGCCGGUGAGGAAGUCAUCAAAGGGUGCUGCAAGUGGAUUGAAGCUCAUUCUGCUUCACAAUUCUCAGUAUGGAAAAUGA